GAACAGCUCUGCUCUUCCCUCACCGAUUCCGGUCCAAAUUCCGUUUAAUGGGCGCGGAAGAUUAAAAAAAACGCGGGAGUUUAGUCAUGAAAGCAUUGUCAUCAUCAUCACUGCUGGGUUCUUAUUGCUCUUCUAUCAAUUCCAAUUUUUUUUUCGGCUUUUCCAGCCACUACUCGUUCAUUCGUAAUCAAUCCAUUCACAAGAAUAAGAGGAAGGACUAUUUUCCUGGAAAUCAACUUCAAAUAAACAGUCUUAAUGCUGUUGUUAAAGGAGGAGAAUCAGUUGAUGGAUUUGUUGUUGUAGAUGACGAUCUUCAAGCACUAUUUGAGCAGAUUUUACCUAAAGAUUUGCGAAAUAAUCUACAAAAUGAUCCAAAAAGAGGACAACUUAUAGAAGUUAUAUUAGAUUUAGGUCGUUAUCCUGAAGCACGGUUUCUUGGUGAAUCUGGUGGACAUUAUUUGAGGAAUACUGAGGUAUCGAUGAAAGAGUUGGAAGAAGCUCAAAGUGUUGUAGGUGAAUUUGGAGGGGAUAAUAGGGCAGGUAUUGAAGGUACAUUGCACAGGAUAUCUGCAAUUAGGAGUCGGAAAGGGUUGAUUGUUGGUUUAACUUGUAGAGUUGGAAGAGCAAUUAGUGGUCACAUUGAUAUGGUUCAUGAUCUUCUUCAGUAUGGAGAGAGCAUCUUGUUUCUUGGGAGGCCUGGAGUAGGCAAGACUACUGUCAUGCGUGAGAUGGCUCGUGUAUUGGCAGAUGAACUUCACAAACGAGUGGUGAUUGUUGACACCAGCAAUGAGAUAGGAGGGGAUGGUGAUAUUCCCCAUUCAGCAAUUGGAGGUGCACGAAGAAUGCAGGUUCCAGAACCAUCCAUGCAGCACAAAGUCAUGAUUGAGGCAGUAGAGAAUCACAUGCCUGAGGUGAUCCUUGUUGAUGAAAUCGGUACUGAAGCAGAAUCCCUUGCUUGCCGUUCUAUUGCGGAAAGAGGGGUGAUGCUCAUUGGCACUGCCCACGGGGAGGUUCUCGUGAAUAUAAUUAAAAAUCAUAUUCUCUGCGAUCUGAUUGGAGGAGUGGAAACUGUUACUUUAGGAGAUGAUGAAGCACGAGCUAGACGUUGUCAGAAAACUAUUCUUGAAAGGAAAGGUCCUCCAACAUUUCCUUUCCUGAUUGAGAUGAGGGAAAGGAACUACUGGGUAACACAUCGGACAGAAAGGAGUGUUGAUAUGUUACUGCAUGGAAAAAAGCCACUGGUUGAGGUUAGAAAGAGGGAUGAUCAGUUCAAGGUUGUGAUAGAGAGAUGGAAAGCAUAUGAUGGAGAUGGGAUUUAAAAAGCAUGUAUCAUCUAUCAACAUUAACUAAGAACGGAUUAAAAAGAUGUACAACAUCGAAAGUUGAAGCAGUUGAACAAUUUUAAGAAUGGUACUUCUCAACUGAAAACUUACUCGCAGAAGCAGGCACCACUGGCUAGUUUCUUUGAUAGUAUCUGAUGCAGGGCUUACUACAAUUCCAGAAGAUUCCACUUAGAGGUUUGGCUUCCAUGGUUUCCUAGUUUCAGUCUUUCUUAUUUUUAGGAUUCUUUUAGAUUUCCUUUUAGUUUUCUGUUUCCUAGUUUAGUUAUUCUUCAAGCCUAUAUAAAGGCUAGAUUAAGUCUUGUAAGAUCUAUCUAUUACUCAAUCAAAUUAUUAAACACAAAA
This is a messenger RNA of Papaver somniferum (opium poppy), 1685 nucleotides long. RefSeq lists its product as uncharacterized. Bases 87 to 1319 code for a protein of 410 amino acids. The transcript has 9 exons. The record is from RefSeq and is a predicted model, not a curated record. NCBI's taxonomy places the organism in Eukaryota, Viridiplantae, Streptophyta, Magnoliopsida, Ranunculales, Papaveraceae. Gene Ontology annotation, molecular function: ATP hydrolysis activity.